AUGAAAGCAGUUCCUAUCGACUCGAUAACAGUCAAAGCUUUCCGGAAUGACUCGGUCAAAAUCCAAUGCACUGACUCUGAAAUGUUCAGAAUUGUACAAAAAUAUUUUAAGAACACUGAAACUGAAUUUUUCACGUUUCCAAGUCCCGAAGAAAAAACACUCAGAGUCGUAAUCAGAGGCUUGCCUACUGAUUACUCUGACAUCGAACUCACCGAAAAACUUGUAUCCAAAGGAUACGAAAUCUCUGCAGUCCGUCAAUUUGUUAAUGCCGGCAAAAAAUUGCCCCUUCAUAUGGUCUCCUUACCAAACAACCCUGCCAGCAAGUCGAUAUUUAGGGAAUCUUCAUUCUUUUAUAUCUCAGUUAAGGUAGAAGCCUACAAAGCGACAAACCUAGCCCAGUGCUUUAAAUGCCAACGAUUUGGUCAUUCCAGCAUCUACUGUGGGUUCACCCCAAGAUGCGUGAAAUGUGCUAGAUCCCACCUGGCAAAAGACUGCCCCAAGACCCUAGAACAGACUCCCAAAUGCAUUAAUUAUGAAGGCCCUCACACAGCCAACUACAAACAAUGUCCAGAAUUCUUAAAGACUAAAGCCGCUAAGCAAGCAUCUCUACCCACGUUCAAUCAACAACGCGUUCAACCAACUAUUUGUCAACCUCCAGCAACCAUCACUCCUCCAUCUAAUGAAGAUGCUCUAAUCCGCCCUCAAUCAUACGCAACUGUAGUUGGCCCUAAGCCUUCAAAAUUAUCAAGCCAGUCUGUCAAUCCAGAAGCCAUCCAAUUGCUCACCAAUCUGCUGUCAGAGCUCACAGCCAGCUCCGCCAACAUCAGAGACGUUCUCAUCUCUACUCUAAUUGCUCUUAUCCCCCUUCUCCUAUCACACAAUGUCUAA
Messenger RNA from Macrosiphum euphorbiae (potato aphid), 888 nucleotides. The record is from the annotation of a GenBank genome assembly. NCBI's taxonomy places the organism in Eukaryota, Metazoa, Arthropoda, Insecta, Hemiptera, Aphididae.